AUUGUUAGGAAAAGUUCGGCGCGCGCGGAAAUCCAUCCUUCCCCGGGGAAAAGUUUUUGUGUUGUUGUCUGCUCGUGCACGAGGACCCCGGGGCACGCGGUCCUGAGCUGCGAAGAGGUGCGUGGUGCGGUGCGCACCACGGCUGCAGUGAAAAGCGACUCGCCAAAAAGGACAAAGACCAGCCACACGCCAACGAAAUAGUGCGCCAACCGCCGUAGACCGAACAAGAUUGACGGACGACCAGCCGCACCAGUACGCCUGUUGGGUGGAAAAAUUCACAACAAACUUCGACACUCGGGCAAAAAACCAGAAUCCCACACAGAGACACCCCGUGGGCCAGUAGAGCUGAUUGCAUCGGGUGCGACUUGCAGCGUUGCCUGCUGCUGUUUGUUGCCACCGCCACCGCCGUCGGCAGUACCCUUUAGCUGAUCGAUUAAAUCGCCCACCCGGUUUGGCGGCAUCAUGCACGACGCGGUGUGCAACCGUAACAGUCAUAAACAAAUCGGCGAGACACCCAAGGACGAUGGUGUGCAGUAGGAAAGCGGACGGAGUAAGGCGAAAAAUAGAAUAAUGAAAACGGCAGAGCGCAUAGUAGCGGUAGAUCCAUCAUUAGCAGACGUAGCGGAACCAUCCUCAUCGACGGUGGACCGUCAGAUCCAAGCAGUGGCCAGGCAAUUCCUUUGCUGCACUCCGGUCCGAGCGAUCCAGUGGAAUGAGCUGUUGAAGGAUCUUACUUGGGAGUCACAGGAACGACUCCUGGACGCGACGAUCGAUCAUCCGCUGGUGGUGCGCUACCCACUGAACACAGCGUAUCAGGUGGCUUUCCUUAAGCGACUAAUCGGUGAGCUGACCAGCAUGAACGUUGAGCAUCACGAUCGAAUGUACGAACGGUAUUGUGCGAUGCUCCAGUCACCUUCGGCUACCGACCUUCCGCUCGAUGACCCGUCGAUCGGGUUGAGCUACAAGCACUACGAACUGCCCCAGGGGCAGGGUGUCAUCUCGCUGAAGGAAUCGGGCGCGUUCGUUUCCGAUGGUACGACCGGUCUCUGCAGUUGGCAGGCGGCGAAAGCGCUCUGCGAGCACAUUUGUAACAAUCGCGAUGACUAUCACGGGCGCAACAUUCUCGAGCUCGGCUGUGGCGUUGGACUGGUUGGUAUCUAUCUGGCCAAGUGCUACGAACCGUCCAUCAUCGUAAUGUCGGACUGUCACGCGUCGGUGCUAGGAACGCUGCGGGAAAAUGUGCUACUAAAUUUCCCCAACGCGGCCAAUGUGGACUGCGACAACCCGCUCGUCAGUUUGCUGCUGGACAGUGGCAACUCGUUGGUGGGCGUGAUGGAGCUCGAUUGGCAGUGUGUGAGUGCCUCGAACCUGGCACAGCUCAUCGAACCGGACGUGAUCGUGGCGGCCGACAUCGUGUACGACCAUGCGCUCUUUCCGGCCCUCCUGUCGACGCUCAACUACAUCUUCUGUCUGUCGAACAAUCGGUGCAAGUUCGUGCUGGCGUGCACCGAGCGCAAUCAGGAAACGCUGAACGACUUUCUACAGCUGUUGAUUACGGGCAAGUUUCGCAUCAACGAGGAAACGGUUUCACCAUCGCGCUACUUCCAUUGGGACACCAGCGCAACCAACAUUCGCAUCUUUUCGAUAUCACGCGGCUAAAUUGACCGCACCGAACGCUGAUUCGCUAACCUAUACACAUCUUCUCUUCCUUCCACCAACAAGACUCUUUCUACGCUUACGUUACAAUCGAUCGGCUGUUUAGUCGUGAACUCUUUUUAAUCCAACCUUUUCUAGCUUUCGAACGAUAUCAUUCAACGGUUUUUUACGCUCUCCCGCUGUAGAGGACACUACUAUAUCAAAACUAUUCCUUUUCCCCUACUAAUACGGUUGUAGUAAUGUCUAUUUAGAAAACAAAACCCUUAAAAAUGUAUUUAACGGCUUGCUCACAUUUUUCGCUACGCAAAGCGAACUAUAUCUCAUCGACCAAAAUGCGGCCAGCAGCGAGAGAGACGGAGCUCGUGGUUCGCGCGUUUCAACACAUAUGAUAGGAAGCCCCGACGGCAAAGCUUAACAUUUCAUAUACGGUACUAAAAUAUCGGAUAAGGUACAACCUCAGCGACAGUAACAAAAGCAAAAAGACAAACCGAAAGUACACACCGAGCGAGCGGAACAAUUUCAACCUUUUUACGUCCAGAUAGUUUAGCACAACAAAAUGAAACAACGGUUGGCGGCGAUAUGCUGCGGCAAAGAAAAUAAGUCAAAUAUAUAUUAGUUAAUGCAAUUAUA
Anopheles cruzii is the source of this 2286-nucleotide messenger RNA. RefSeq names its product protein-lysine N-methyltransferase EEF2KMT. The coding region runs from base 571 to 1659 and encodes 362 amino acids. NCBI's taxonomy places the organism in Eukaryota, Metazoa, Arthropoda, Insecta, Diptera, Culicidae. The record is from RefSeq and is a predicted model, not a curated record. The transcript is spliced from 4 exons.